UCCAUAACGAUAAUUAAGGGUCCAAGAGGUGGGAUGUGGCCAAUGAACACAACCGAGAGUGGAAGACAGGUUCGUCUGGGUGGUGGAUGGUCCCAGUUUCUGCAUGAAAAUGAUAUAGUAGUUGGAGAUACCCUUUUGUUUCAGCACAUUCCAAAUGCAAGCAAUUUAGUACACGUCCAGAUUCUUAACAAGGCUGGAUAUCGAAACCAUGGACGAGGAGGACGACGGGGGCGACAAAACAAGCAAGCAAAUGCCUCUGAAAAGAACACCAUUAUUGCUAUUAAGCAAAAAAGAGGUCCACCUUGCAGGCAAAUUGAAGAACCAAAUUCAAAGAUAACCAAAGGUCUAAGCAUUGGAGGGGAGAGAGAUAUUACCCGAAAGGAUGAGUUCGAAUCAGAGUUAACCCCGAAGAAGGCUUCAUUUGUAGUGGUUUUGAAGCAGUACCAGAAAUUCUAUAUUCCUGUGCCAACCAGUGUUGCCAAAGAAAUGGGCUUGACAAAGGAACCAAGCACAGUGAUAAAGGACUCAAAGGGUAGGAAGUGGCGAUUAAACAUCUUAGUGUAUGCAAGAUCAGUUCAUCUUGGUGCUGGAUGGUCCAAGUUUAUGGAAGAAAAUAAAUUAGAAGUUGGUGAUACCCUUUUGUUUCAGCACAUUCCCAACACUGGUAAUGUCAUUUACUUCCACAUUAUUCGCAAAGCUAGAGAUGGAAAUCAUGGGAAAAGAAAGAAUUGAGUAAAUGCCUGCUAAAAAGUGUAGUAUCAUUUUGUAAUUUCUCUCAGUCUUUUGUUUUAUUAGUUUUUUGUUUGAAUAUUAAACCGUUGAAGAUGGCAACAAUGGGGUUGUAUUAUAAGGUUGGUUUUUUAUAAGCCUCUCUUUUGUUUGGAUGGUGAGAAAAAGAAAGUAUGGUAUGAUCAUGUAAU
Molecule: messenger RNA, 920 nt
Organism: Gossypium raimondii (Peruvian cotton)
Lineage: Eukaryota; Viridiplantae; Streptophyta; Magnoliopsida; Malvales; Malvaceae
Product: B3 domain-containing protein REM9
Exons: 3
Coding region: 34-732 (232 amino acids)
Molecular function (GO): DNA binding
Source: RefSeq, a predicted model, not a curated record